AGUCAGUCAUCCAGCCGGCAAAAAAUUCUUUCUUUUCCAUUGUGCCUGCCGUGUUUUUCCCCCACUUCCUUCCUUCCUUCCUUCUUCCCAUUAAAUCCCUUUCAGAUCUGCAAUCUCUUGGGCUCCCAAUUUCACUAAAAAACCCUAUGUCAGUUAAACAACCCUAGGUAGAUAGAUUGCAGAUGAAGGCAGGCACGGGCACAGGGCAGUGGUUCACGAUCGGGCUUGUGUCGUCAUGGUACGCAUCCAACAUCGGGGUACUCCUUCUGAACAAGUACCUGCUAAGCAACUACGGAUUCAAGUACCCGAUCUUUCUGACCAUGUGCCACAUGACUGCUUGUUCCUUGCUGAGUUACAUUGCCAUCGUUUGGAUGAAGACGGUGCCCUUGCAGACUAUUAGGUCUAGGGCUCAGUUUAUGAAGAUCUCGGUGCUUAGCUUAGUGUUUUGUGCGUCGGUGGUGAGUGGCAACGUCUCGCUUAGGUAUCUGCCCGUCUCCUUCACGCAGGCGGUUGGAGCCACCACUCCUUUUUUUACUGCUGUCUUUGCUUAUAUUAUGACCGUCAAGAGGGAGGCUUGGUUGACCUAUUUGACUCUGGUGCCUGUUGUCACCGGUGUUGUCAUUGCCAGCGGGGGUGAACCAAGUUUCCAUUUAUUUGGUUUUAUCAUGUGUAUCGGUGCUACAGCUGCAAGAGCAUUAAAGUCAGUGCUUCAAGGGAUAUUAUUGUCCUCAGACGGGGAAAAACUGAAUUCCAUGAACCUAUUGUUGUACAUGGCGCCAGUAGCAGUUGUGAUAUUGCUUCCAGCAACAUUGUUGAUGGAAGACAAUGUGGUUGGCAUCACCAUAGCUCUUGCUCGAAAAGAUGUGAAUGUGGUUUGGUAUCUGCUCUUCAAUUCUGCAAUGGCGUAUUGUGUAAACUUGACCAAUUUCUUGGUUACUAAGCACACAAGCGCUUUGACACUCCAGGUGCUUGGAAAUGCUAAAGGGGCGGUUGCUGUUGUGGUGUCGAUAUUGAUAUUCAAGAAUCCAGUGUCGGUAACAGGGAUGCUAGGAUAUUUGCUGACUGUGUUGGGAGUGAUCCUCUAUAGCGAAGCCAAGAAGAGGACCAAGUAAACCUAACAUCCUUGAGACCAAAUUUUUUAGCUUAAUUCUUUUUGGGAGAAAACAAAACACACUUUAAAGUCCAUUUUUUUAAUUUGUAUCCUGUGACGUGAAUAUGCGUCUACUACGAUUGUAUAAAUACUGUAGAAUUAAAACAUCUAUACCUGACCGUUGCCUUCAA
Molecule: messenger RNA, 1281 nt
Organism: Helianthus annuus (common sunflower)
Lineage: Eukaryota; Viridiplantae; Streptophyta; Magnoliopsida; Asterales; Asteraceae
Product: probable sugar phosphate/phosphate translocator At3g11320
Exons: 4
Coding region: 183-1112 (309 amino acids)
Cellular component (GO): Golgi apparatus
Molecular function (GO): antiporter activity
Source: RefSeq, a predicted model, not a curated record